CUCUCCUGCACUGACCGAGACCGUUGCAUCACCCCCCGCUGUCCUUCUUGAACCACACAAAACGAAACCAUGUCGAACAAGGGUGCUUACAGUGCCAUCGAAAUUGACGAUGAUGAGCUUCAAUUUCAGAGCUUUGCCUCGUCGUCCAAUUCACCGAGCGCAUCUGGCAAUAUCUCGUCCUCGUCCAACAACACGCCGCAAACAAGGCCAGCAGGAUUUGGAUCAGCGGGCGUGUUUGAUCCGCACAGAGAAAUUCAAGGCCAGACUCUCAGCAAACCCAUUUGGUCAGUUCAGUAUUACUCCAAAUUCUUUGAUGUCGAUACAGCUCAGGUGAUGGAGAGAUGUAUGGCGAGCAUCAUCCCCAAGGGCAAAUUCCUGGAUGUGAUGGAGGGGGGUCCCGACUUGUAUGGUCCCUUCUGGAUCGCGACAACGGUCAUCUUUGUCCUCUUCGUGACCUCCUCCAUCGCCGAGUCUAUCAGCGCCCACAUGUCAUCUACGCCCUACAGCUACGACUUUCGCCAGUUGACCUUCGCCUUUGGUACGAUCUACAUGUAUGCUUUCCUGGUGCCCGCUAUGAUCUGGGGUGCCACCAAAUACUUUGGCUGCCAACCCGACUUGCUUGAGAUGCUUGCAUUGUACGGUUAUGGCCUCACGGUGUGGAUCCCCGUCGCGGUUCUGAGCAUCUUCCCCUGGAACUUGCUUCGCUGGGCUCUGGUCUUGGCCGGCGCAGGCAUAUCUGGCUUAUUCUUGGUCAGGAACUUGUAUCCCGUCUUGUCGAGGGCUGAGGCGCACACAAGCAAAGUCAUCUUGAUCCUGGUCAUCGGUUUGCAUGCCAUCCUGGCCUUGCUCCUGAAGUACAAGUUCUUUGCGUAUAACGUCACCGUGCCCGGGAAUACUGCCCCUGUGGAUCCCCCUUCCUCCUGAAUAACAGAGUAGAAACAAGUAUCACAAUAAGAUACUCAAUCAAAUGAACAGAUUUUACUAUUCUCAUUGUA
Gamsiella multidivaricata is the source of this 995-nucleotide messenger RNA. RefSeq lists its product as uncharacterized. Gene Ontology annotation, biological process: vesicle-mediated transport. Lineage: Eukaryota; Fungi; Mortierellomycota; Mortierellomycetes; Mortierellales; Mortierellaceae. The transcript has 6 exons. Gene Ontology annotation, cellular component: membrane; Golgi apparatus. The record is from RefSeq and is a predicted model, not a curated record. Bases 70 to 924 code for a protein of 284 amino acids. Gene Ontology annotation, molecular function: small GTPase binding.